AUGAAUGCGAGAUGUACACUUAUAUUCACUUUGUCCACGCUUUUGGCCAUUGGGAAAACCGCACAUGCCCGCACUUAUUAUUUAAUGGGCGAAGAAGACAAGAUCCAUUUGGACAAAAUUUUUAGGGAAAUUGAUAAAUUAAAUAAGCUGACAAGAGUCGAGUACACAUAUGCUGCUGCUUAUUCCAUUGCAUCGAACAACCAUGUAAACGAAAGUGCCGCCGGUGUUCCUCAUAUAUUAGAAAUGUUUAAAACAUUUAGGUGGAUUUCGAAGCAUUACAAGAAAAUGAGACAAUUCGAGUCAGCUGAGUGGGAGAAUUUUACACAACUGAACUUGGCUGAGGCGCAGGUAUUUACUGGAGACAAAGGGAACCUUCAGUCUAUGGAGCAAAUUUACUUGAAAUUCUUUGGAAAGGAUGAUCUCAUCAGUCGGAUGGCCUUCUUAAAUCAGUUUCACCUCUACACCUGCAAGACGCCGCAAUCGCCACAGCAAUUUCUUUACUUCAUUUAUGUGAACUACAUCAUUCACGAACUGAAGGCGCACGCGUUGGUAGAGUGGUCCUGGCUGUUGCUCCGUAAAUUUGGACGAGGGGGAUCCGUCGAGGAGGAGCAGGCAAGCCGGGCAGCUUACAAGCGACGGACAGAGGGCACCCUACCGAAGAUCAAAGUCCUGAUGAGCCAAGCAGAGCGUUCCGUGUGGCGGUGUGAUCCCCAGAAACACCAAUCCGGGAUCACCUAUGAGGAGGUAAACCGCCUGCUGCAGGGUUACGUGGAGAAUGAGGUGGACCUGAAUAGCGAUGGAGCCUGCAAUCAUGACUGUGGCUACUACAACUCCGCCAAAAACGAGGGUUGCUUCGACAAUAAGUUUUGUUCCGAGCAACCAAAGUGUACGGGCGGAGUUCACGAUUGUCGCUUUGUGGAGUCAAGUAUGCAGAUUUGUCAGGCGGAAAAGAACUCUAGCAGGCGGUACGAGUUCAUAAAGUACGAAAGUGGUCUUGUUCAUGGCAAUGAGAAGCCUUGUGCCUCGUGGUUGACCAGUGCAAAGAGUUGGAAUCGGUGGCUUUUCAUGGAAUGCAGCUACUGCCUUUGCUUGUGCGAUGAUCAGAGUCUCAACCUGCGUCCUGUGAUCGCCGAUGUGGAUAACAACAGGGUAGUGGUGGGGCUUCGAUUUGUGAAGAUCAAUCGAAUUUUCCACCUGCAAAUUCAGGAAGGUGAACUUCUGCCCCUUGGAGCCAUCAACGAGACCACACUUCUGUGGAAACCCGUGGAUUCGUACUCCAUAUCCGACAAGGAUGUGUCUGAAAACGUUGACUACCAUACACUAACCUACCAAAAACGAUCCAUUGAUCUGGGUGAUCUGAAUGCGAAAAUAAAUUCAGUGGUUACCGGCCUGCGAUUCCGAGUGUUUGGAGCCCAUCUUCAACUGGAGGCCCAGUUCACGGCGGUGGAGUUUGAAAGCGGAAAGCUCAUCGAUCCGAAGAAGACCAGCCACUGGAUCUCCAUGGGCACCGAUCAGCCAAGGGAGAAAUUGCCACUGAUGGACGCCCAGGUAUCCACUAAGUCCUCAGUGCUCUCGAUACCUUACCCAAGUGACAAUCAGUUCAUCGAGUUCACCAACACCGGCUUCAUCCAGGAUGCUGCCCAAAGAACGGUGCCCUUCAUCGAUAUUCAGGACGUAGUAUCGGAGCCACCGGUUCCACUAUCAGGAAUCGGCAUUUAUUAUAAGGGUCAAAAUGGCUACGGUGGUUUCUUGGCGCCUCGACUCAUUACGUACGAUUUCACCUCAUAUGUUCAGAUGCCAACAUGGGAAUCAAUGCAUUUCAAGGAUACUGAAUGA
Molecule: messenger RNA, 1836 nt
Organism: Drosophila sechellia
Lineage: Eukaryota; Metazoa; Arthropoda; Insecta; Diptera; Drosophilidae
Source: RefSeq, a predicted model, not a curated record